AUGGCAAAACUACUCUUGGGUUUGCUCCUUGUCCUUGUCAUUAUAGGGACAGCAUCGGCCGAUAACUGUGAUAAAGAUGCGGAAGCCAUGAAGCAAGAGUGCAAGAAGUUCGAGGUGUUCCCCGCGAACCCAAAGUUGCAACCGUCGCCGGCAUGCUGCGCUGUGUGGCAGAGGGCAGACAUCCCAUGCCUAUGCAAAAGGGUCACCCCGGAAGUAGAGAAGGUGUGGUGCAUGGAGAAGGUCGUGUAUGUCGCCAACUACUGCAAGAAGCCUUUUACACCUGGCUACAAGUGCGGGAGUUAUACGGUUCCUAAAAGCCUCUAA
Molecule: messenger RNA, 324 nt
Organism: Sorghum bicolor (sorghum)
Lineage: Eukaryota; Viridiplantae; Streptophyta; Magnoliopsida; Poales; Poaceae
Exons: 2
Coding region: 1-324 (107 amino acids)
Source: RefSeq, a predicted model, not a curated record